This is a messenger RNA of Lingula anatina, 1188 nucleotides long. RefSeq names its product MOB-like protein phocein. The record is from RefSeq and is a predicted model, not a curated record. NCBI's taxonomy places the organism in Eukaryota, Metazoa, Brachiopoda, Lingulata, Lingulida, Lingulidae.
UUAAAAUGGCUGAAACACAGAUAAUGGUUCGACGAAAUUUGCCAGGCACAAAAUAUGAGGAAUGGUGUAACUGGCCUGAUGAGACGUUUGAAGAGAUGGACAGCACUCUGGCAGUGCAGCAGUAUAUCCAGCAGUCAAUAAGAAAGGACAUUCAGAAUGUUGAGAACAUCCUCACUCCCCCAGAGAGCCAGGAUGAAGGGGUGUGGAAGUAUGAACACCUAAGGCAGUUUUGUAUGGAGUUGAAUGGACUGGCCGUCAAACUCCAGGUAGAGAAUGAAUGUAACCCCGAGACGUGUACCCAGAUGACAGCUACUGAACAGUGGAUAUUCUUGUGUGCUGCUCACAAGACACCAAAAGAGUGUCCUGCCAUAGACUACACUAGACACACUCUAGAUGGCGCUGCUUGUCUAUUAAAUAGUAACAAAUACUUUCCCAGCAGGGUUAGCAUCAAGGAAUCCUCGGUGGCAAAAUUGGGCUCCGUAUGUCGGAGAGUCUACAGAAUAUUUUCUCAUGCCUACUUCCAUCAUAGGUCACUAUUUGAUGAAUUUGAGAAUGAAACAGCUCUGUGCAAGCGGUUCACACUCUUUGUCACCAAGUAUAAUCUCAUGUCCAAGGACAAUCUCAUAGUUCCAAUUCUGGAGGACCAACAGGAAGGUGCCAACGAAAGUGAGGCUUGAAAGUGGAGAUGGUCUGAUUCACUCAGUGGAUGUGACUUUGCAGAGCAUGUGCUGUGAAAAAGAGGCUCGAAAAUGGAGAUCGUCAAAUGUGCUUUAUGACGUGAACUGAGCAGAGUACCUGUUUUGAAAAGGAGGCUUGAUCAUAUGACCUGCAUAAAGAUUGAGAGUUUUGCGCUUUCAUUGAAAUACCAAUAAAUGUGGCACUUCUUUAAACAGUCACAGAAGUCUGCUGUGCCGUAUUAGAAAGUUCCACUAAAUACUGAAAAUGUAACAAAACAGUUUUUUUAACAAAAAGGCCACCAGGAAUCCUGUGAUGUGGUGCGCUGUAAAAAGAUGAAAAUGUACAUUAAUUUAAAAGUAGUUGAUUUAAGUGUAAGUUAAAUAUUCGUAUGAACAACCACGAAAAAGAAACCAUGUGACCUGUGUCUUUUAUUUAUUAUAAAUUUUGUUAGUGUAAGUGUUAAUUUAAUCCUAUAUAAAUGUAAUGAAAUAAAUUGAAACGGUGAAAACA